This is a messenger RNA of Anoplophora glabripennis (Asian longhorned beetle), 1123 nucleotides long. RefSeq names its product polygalacturonase-like. The transcript has a single exon. Gene Ontology annotation, molecular function: polygalacturonase activity. Gene Ontology annotation, cellular component: extracellular region. The record is from RefSeq and is a predicted model, not a curated record. The coding region runs from base 7 to 1092 and encodes 361 amino acids. NCBI's taxonomy places the organism in Eukaryota, Metazoa, Arthropoda, Insecta, Coleoptera, Cerambycidae. Gene Ontology annotation, biological process: pectin catabolic process.
UAUAAAAUGGGACAUUUCCUUGGGCUGUUCGUCCUACUACUCACAGCAGUAGCCUGCCACUCGGCAUCACAAAACGUCACUGCCGUUUCCUGCACCAUUUCAAAAUACAACGCGGACCACAUCAAAAACGCCCAAAAUGAAUGUUCUGAUAUCAUCAUCGACGGAAUAAUCGUUCCAUAUGGAGUAACUUUGGAUUUAACCAGCCUUAAAUCAGGUACCAAGGUCAUAUUUCAAGGUACCCUCGCUUGGGAGUAUUCAGAAUGGGGGGGACCAUUAAUUAAGAUUAAAGGAACGAAUGUGGAGAUCACCGGUGCCGAUAAUCAUGUGCUCGACGGCAGAGGUGCUCUGUGGUGGGAUGGUCUGGGAGGAAAUGGAGGUAAAGUCAAGCCGAAGUUUUUGAGGGCAACCGUAACCAACUCUGUUAUUCGCAAUUUGCAUAUUAAGAAUGCCCCCAUCAAUGCAGUCUUACUUAGCCGAUGCGUCGAUUCCGUGAUAGAAUACAUAACUAUCGACGACAAGGAUGGAGACAAGGAUAAGGCCGGUCAUAACACCGACGCAUUCAAUUUGAAUUCCAACAACAACAUCACCAUACAGCAUUGCACCGUUUACAACCAAGACGAUUGCAUGGCGAUAAACUUUGGACAAAACACCUACUUCUUAAACAACUACUGCUCUGGCGGUCAUGGUAUUUCUAUAGGUUCCGUGGGCGGUGGUAGUGAAGUUAAAGGAGUAUUGGUCGACGGUUGCCAAAUCGUCGAUUCCGACAACGGAGUCAGGAUCAAAACCAAAUAUGGACAAACAGGAUCCGUGUCCGACAUCACGUAUCAAAAUAUAGUCCUGAAGAAUAUCCACAACUACGGCAUUAUCAUGCAGGGUGACUAUGGAUCUAAAGAAGGCGUACCGACUGGUGGUGUGCCGAUUUCUCAUCUCACUCUAAAGAAUAUUUCAGGCACCGUUGACAAAACUGGUGUUAACAUAUACAUUCUUGUAGCAAAUGCUUCGGAUUGGCAUUGGUCUGACAUUAACGUGACUGGUGGGGAAAAGAAGAUGGAGUGCCAAGGUAUCCCAGCAGGAACUAGAGUCUCGUGCUGAGUUUAUACAUUACCAAUGUUCAUACCGCAAG